AUGGCGACACUCGCCCAGGCUAGCGGACAGAGACGACCGCACCGGGCGAACACUCCGAACGGAAUGGCCGAUGGACGGACGGGCCCGGCGGUUGCGCGCGUCGGGCGGGAUCGACCGGGGACGGUGCGCGGCGCGCAGACGCGCAGGCGUCGCCCCCCACCCCCCUCCCUCUCGCCCCUAGGCCCUCCCGCCCGCCUGCCUCCCCCCGGCGCCCUCCACCCCCGGAGGCGGAGGCUCGCGAGCGCCACACGUGAUCUGCAUUGCGUC
This is a messenger RNA of Iphiclides podalirius (scarce swallowtail), 267 nucleotides long. The record is from the annotation of a GenBank genome assembly. Lineage: Eukaryota; Metazoa; Arthropoda; Insecta; Lepidoptera; Papilionidae.